Messenger RNA from Cryptomeria japonica (Japanese cedar), 1977 nucleotides. Its product is annotated as MYB-like transcription factor EOBI. The record is from RefSeq and is a predicted model, not a curated record. Bases 917 to 1795 code for a protein of 292 amino acids. Lineage: Eukaryota; Viridiplantae; Streptophyta; Pinopsida; Cupressales; Cupressaceae. The transcript is spliced from 3 exons. Gene Ontology annotation, cellular component: nucleus. Gene Ontology annotation, biological process: regulation of DNA-templated transcription. Gene Ontology annotation, molecular function: DNA-binding transcription factor activity; sequence-specific DNA binding.
UUAAACUUGUCUGUAAGUCCCAUCCUAAACUACCUUAUAAACCCUAGAAUUACAUCGACAUAACUAGAAUUUUUUUUCAUAGGUAGCUACUUAUAAACCCUAGAAUUACAUCGACAUAACUAGAAUUUUUUUUCAUAGGUAGCUAAGAAAAAGACGUAAAAUCAGCAUUCAUCCAGCCAAAGAAGUCGUGCAGGCGGGGACAAAUUUGAUUAAUUUGCGAGGCCGAUUGAAAUUCCGUGCCAAUUUAUUCAACAGUAAACGAAUCAGAGCGAGCAACGCGUAAUUUCCAUGUGUUAAAGCGUUGUACUUUGCUGAGAUUGUCCAGAGGAGCUCAAUUCUUCGGAGGCGCGUCAGCCAUCGCUUUCAACAGUAUGGAAUUCAGAGUUUUGAUCGUCACGUCACCAAUUCUCUUUGUCAGCACGGCCUCACUUCAUCAAGAUUUUUGGAAAACAGAAAUCCGCAGCCAAUAACUGUGCCCUGUCCAGAGAGCUGGGAAAAUGGGGAUCCUAUUUCCACUUUUUUAAAACCCUUGCUAGCACUGUAUUUGUCUGUAAAGCAGAUGCACAUUUCACUCAGUUUCUUUGAUUACGUCUCUUUUAUCCGCUUGAUACGCAAUCCAAGAAUGUGGCCCCGGGGCGCAAAUAAUUCAGGCCACGUGUUGUUAUUUUAACUGGAUCGACUCCAAUUAUACUCCAAGAUAACCAGUACAAUGCGUCUCAUCGUAUUCCUGAAUAUUAAUAAUGUGCUGCGCGCGCCUGUUUUAUUUAUUUGUGUAGCAGAGCUCACAAGAGUUUCAUUUUAUUUUCUUGUUUCGCUUUGUUUUUUGUGUCUAGGGUUUUAAGAAUUUCUAGGGAUUUUUAGAUAGUGACUGCAAGAAAAUAUUUAAAAGAAAAGGGCGGAGUGAGUGAGGGCGUGUAUGAGAUUUGGCAAAAUGAACUCCAAAUGGAUGAGCUUUAAGGCUUCUGAUAGAGGGAAACUGAAGAAAGGGCCCUGGACUUUCGAUGAAGAUAUUCGUCUUCUUCGGUAUAUAAAACUUCACGGUCCCGGUCGCUGGAGCGCUUUGGCCAAAGCUUCUGGGCUUCAGAGAUGCGGCAAAAGUUGCAGACUGCGGUGGGUGAAUUAUCUUCGCCCAGAUCUAAAGCGUGGCAGCAUAACCCCUGACGAAGAACGUCUCAUCUUGGAUCUCCAUGCUCGGCUAGGGAACAGAUGGUCUUUGAUAGCGGAAAAGAUUCCCGGCCGAACAGACAACGAGAUCAAGAAUUUCUGGAGAUCGCGAGUCAGGAAAAGGCGUCCACCAUCCCAAUGUUCAGAGGAUCAUGAAGAACUUACGACCGCAUCUAAUAUGGUAACUAACUCAACGCCCACGGAAGACCAAAUCCUGUUACUAUCUCCCUCACAGACUGCAAUUUGUGAAAAUAGUCCGCCAAAUUUAGCGGUCUCCGAGUCCUCGGCCAGUGCUAAUUUGCAUGAUGAGCAUGGGUGUGAGGGAUUAAAUAAUGGCGAUCAGAGCCAGGUGGAGGAUUUUCAUUGUGGAGGGGUGAAAUGGGAACAAGACGACGCAUAUUGCAAAUUUCCAUGGCUAGAACAAGAUGCAACUGCAGCAAUUGUGUACCAGCUUUAUUUAGGGGUCCAUUUAGAUGAUAUUUCAGCCUCAAAUCCUUUGUUUGAGACCUGUACCAACACAGACUUAACUGCAAUGUCAACCCAUUCAUCUCAACAAUCAGAUUGUUGUCUUGAUCUGGAGGCGUCCAAUAUGUUAUGGAAUAAUCAAUUCCACUGCAAUAAUCAAUAUUAAACAAAUAUGAAGAGUGAUUAUCACGGGUCUAGUCAUUGUAGAUAAUUGCCAACCAAAAGGAUUUGGUAUUGUGAUACACUCCAAAUUUCAUAUUUCUAGAGGUAACUGUAUAAGUAUCAUUGGCUGCAUAAGAAGUUUCUUACAGCCAAAGCAAUGUAUAUUCUUAUUUUCUUUGUUUUUUA